Molecule: messenger RNA, 620 nt
Organism: Vicia villosa (hairy vetch)
Lineage: Eukaryota; Viridiplantae; Streptophyta; Magnoliopsida; Fabales; Fabaceae
Product: gibberellin-regulated protein 1-like
Exons: 3
Coding region: 39-341 (100 amino acids)
Source: RefSeq, a predicted model, not a curated record
UAUCUCUCAUUUCACAAACGCAAUUCAUAUUCUCAAUCAUGGCUUUCUCUAAGCUUCUAGUUGCUUCACUUCUUGCAUCACUUCUCCUUCUCCAUCUUGUUGAUGCAGCAGAUCAAUCGGAACAUGCAAAAACACAAGGCUCUCUUCUUCAGAAAAUAGAUUGUAAUGGAUCGUGUGUUGCACGGUGCCGUUUAUCAUCUCGACCAAGAUUGUGUCAAAGAGCAUGUGGGACAUGUUGUAGAAAAUGUAACUGCGUGCCACCUGGUACUGCUGGAAACCAAGAAAAGUGUCCAUGUUAUGCCAGCUUGACUCCUCGUGGUGGCAAACGCAAAUGCCCAUAGAAAAACAAAAACUACCUUAAUUGGAAUUUGGACCAGAAUCUUUGAUCAUAAUAUAUCCAAAAACACAUGCAUUAACAAGAAAUAAAUAAAUAAAUAAAUAUUUCUUUGGUUACAUGCAAAAUAAAAUCCGCAACUAUUUUCAGUAGCUGUUGAAUUAUCGAGUGUUAAUUUAAAAUAGUAAUAGUCUUGUUUGUGAUCGCUUUCAAUUCUUGUCUAUUGUAUUCAGUUCUUUUGUACUAGUACCUAUCAUUUGUAUAAAUGAGAAUAUUUUCUUGGGUA